AAAGCAAUUAAUUAAGCAACAAUCAACUUCGUUCUUAACGAAACUGACAACCAUGAAAAACAACAUCUUUGACUAGAUCCUAAUCUACACAAACUAUUUUUCAAUAUGGCUUUUGUUAUAUAGAUCUAGUUCUUUUUUGUUUAAAAUAAUGUGAUUCAGAAGCAAUGCCGGAAUCAUCUUCAUAUUUAUACAAAAGUUCAAGAUUCUUUAGUAUGUAAAAUCUAUAAAAACAAACUGAUUGCAGAUCUUUUUAACCUUUAACAUUGCUCUCGUUUCUACUGGACUAGAAAGUUUAAUGAUUGAACUCUAUACUACACUAGAGUGACUUGAUUGAAGCUAGACAAGAGUCAUAACAUUAUUUUUUGUUCAAGUUUGAUCCUGUUCCAUUUUCAAAAUUCCAACUUCUUCAAUUCAAAUAAUGAGAAGCAGGAGUAAUUCUGGCCUUCGGCUGGAUUAUUAUCAACGAUUGGUCAACAGAUGCAUUUUAAGAUAUCAGAAUGUCAGUACUGGAUUGAUAGCGUGCCCAGACUCCUAUGAUGCUUUUUUCAUCCUGCAUAAAUCAAUAAAUGUCCCAAGUGGGAAAAGUGUGCUAAAAAAAACAAAGGAUAUCUUGAAACGCAAAAAAGGCAAACUAAUUCCUUUGCCUUUUGAAGUUAUAGAUGAGCAUCAUGAUGUUGAGAAUCCAGCCAGUGGAUUAAUAGCUGGCAAUGAAAAAAAUCACUCAUGGGUGAGAGAUAAUGUCUACUGUAUUAUGGCUGUGUGGGGUCUGGCUCUGGCCUAUAGAAAGACUGUUGACCUGGAUGAAGAUAGAGCCAAGGCUUAUGAAUUGGAAAAGGCAGUAGUGGAAGCAAUGAGGGGACUGUUGCGGGCCAUGCUGAUGCAGAGUGAGAAGGUGGAAAGUUUCAAGCGAACUCAGAGCCCCAGAGAUGCUCUGCAUGCCAAAUACAGUAGCAUCACUGGCAAGACGGUUGUGGGAGACUAUGAGUGGGGUCAUCUUCAGAUUGAUGCUACAUCUCUGUAUCUCUUGGCUUUGGCUCAGAUGACAGCCUCAGGUCUGGUCAUUGUUUUCACCCUUGAUGAAGUGGCCUUUGUUCAGAACCUUGUCUUCUAUAUUGAGGCUGCCUACAGGACACCAGAUUAUGGUAUCUGGGAAAGAGGUGACAAAACAAACCAUGGAUUACCUGAACUGAAUGCCAGUUCGAUAGGAAUGGCAAAAGCUGCUUUGGAAGCAAUAAAUGAGCUUGAUUUGUUUGGUUCACGUGGAGGCCCUGCUUCUGUUAUUCACGUGCUUCCUGAUGAGGCUCAGCAGUGUCAAGCCAUUCUUCAAUCCAUGCUGCCCAGGGAAUCUAUUUCUAAGGAAGUAGAUGCAGCACUUUUGACUGUGAUAAGUUUCCCAGCCUUUGCUGUGGAUGACCCAGAGCUGAUUGCUUUGACACACAAAACUAUAAAAGAAAAGUUAGAGGGACCCUAUGGGUGUUGUAGAUUUCUAAGAGAUGGUUAUAAAACUGCUAAAGAGGAUGCUAGACGUUUACAUUAUGAGCCUUGGGAGUUGAUGGUGUUUGAGAAAAUUGAAUGCCAGUGGCCACUUUUCUUUGCAUAUUUAGUUUUGGAUGGUUUGUUUAAUAAUAACCAAGAUCAGGUUGCAGAAUACCAGAAAAAAUUAGAUAAUGUUCUUCUAAAGACAGAGGAUGGAAUACCUUAUGUCCCAGAAUUGUAUGCAGUGCCAAGAGACUCUGUUGAGAAAGAAUAUGAAAAUCCUAACAGUCAAGCUCGUACACCUGCUGGUAAAAUGCCACAUAUGUGGGGACAGUCAAUGUACAUACUAGGUCGGCUUAUGAUAGAGGGCUUUCUUUCACCUGGUGAACUAGAUCCACUGAACAGGAGACAUGUGACUGAAACCAAGCCUGAUGUUGUUGUACAGGUUGUGCUGCUUGCAGAAGACAGCAUGAUACAAGACAAAAUGGCUCUUCAUGGUAUUGAGCUUCAGACUGUGGCAGAAGUUGCUCCUAUACAAAUCCACCCAGCCAGAAUUUUGUCCAAAAUUUAUUCUCUUCUCGGUAAGAAUAAAAGAUUGGGUUUGACAGGCCGAGCAUCCUCAAGUGAAAUCGGACUCUUGGCUACAAGCAAGCUAUACAUGCUCCAUGAUAAGAUCCUAGCCUUCGUGCCACAGCUGGUGGACCAGCGCCAGUUUUACUUGGGCCUCGACAUGGAGUAUCUUGUGGAUGACUUCAAAACAAAGAUAGACUUACUUAGCAAGAGCUGGAAAGGACUGGGUCGCCCUCUCAUGGUCUAUAAUCUCACUCGCAGUGCACUAGACAACUACCAGCAUCCUCCCAAUGCACUGUUGGCUACCAUAAAGAAACUGCAGAGUGGCUAUAUCAGUGGUACAAGAGUUCAUCUUGGCAAGUUGUCAGAUUUCCUUCAUACUUCCUGCAUUACAAAGCUCAGCUUCCUCAGAGAUGUAGAUGACUAUUCUGGCAAACCAGACAAGAAUAUGAUGGAUCUUCUCAUGGGGCAGUCUACUAUUUCCAGACAGAGGCUUCUCAGUGAAAGUCAUGUUAAAGGAAAACGCAGGCCCUCUUUCAGAAGCGCAGUCUUGAGUGUUCAUGGUAUUGUCAGGCGAUCGCGUUCAAUACAAAUUGAUCCAGAUGAAAUUCCAGACUUACAAACUGCAAUUGGUCUUGGCAGAAAGAUGUCAGUGGAUUAUGAUGAGACCCUGAAUGACAAAAAUGAGCGUGAUAAUGAAGGUGACUGUGAAAGUAAGCCUAUGUGUGUAACAUCUUCACCAUCCAACUCAGAUAUUGUUGCAUUGAAUGAUUCUGUUGUCCAGCCAUUGCCUCAUCAUCUGAGGGAUGAAUCAGACUCUUUGUCAGUUCAGCCUAGUCCACACACUUCUCCAAAGUCUGCCAGGAAGAACCUGAAGUCUGUGACAGAGAGUGAGGACACAGACAUCACAGAGCUGAUUGAACAGCUGAAACAGACAGCCAACCUUCAGGAGCAGGCAGACAUAAUCCACUAUCUUUUUAUGACAAGAGGUCCUGAGUUUGAUACUCACAUUGAAGAAAACAGAAAAGUUCCAGUGAAAGAGUUGCUGGUGGAGCUUUAUGAAAAGGCAGGUCAUUGGAAACAAUGGUGGCUAGUCAGACACACAGCUGGCAUGUUGAGGAAAAGAGUUGAAGACUUGGCAUUGGCUGCCACAGAUUUGUUGGUAAGACAGAAACAGUUAUCUGUAGGCUUGCCGCCUGAUCAUGAAACUACUAUCACAAGUCCAUUACCACCAGAUGAGUUGGCUGCCAUCAUUUAUGAGGCUUGUGGUGAGGAUCAUAGUACAGCUUCCCUCACUCAAGAAAUUCUAGUCUACCUUGCCAUGUUCAUAAGGACAGAGCCUCAGUUAUUUGAUGAAAUGCUCAGGUUGAGAGUUGGGCUUAUUAUACAGGUCAUGGCUUCAGAACUUUCUAGAACAUUGCAGUGUUCUGGGGAAGAAGCUUCAGAUCAUCUUUUGAAUCUUAGUCCAUUUGAGAUGAAAACGUUGUUGCAUCACAUUCUUAGUGGCAAGGAGUUUGUCAUCAACAGUGUUAUAGAUAGGUCAAUGACAGCAGGUAUUAGUGAUACCAUGCUGGGUGAAAAAAUCCUGGAUUUGAAAUCUAGAAGCAAAAGUACAUUAGUAAGUGAGCUACGUCAAAGCUCUUUUGUCACUAAUCCAUUGGCUGCAAUCUUCAACAAACUGAUUUCAUUUAGGCAACUGAUAAUCUCGGACUUGCCUGUCAUAAAUACCCAUUUGGUGAUCUCACAAGAACAGCAGAAUCAAGAAGAAAUUGCUGAUCGUCAAGGACAGUGGCUGCGUAGACGCCGUCUGGAUGGCUCACUUAACCGAGUACCACUUGGGUUUUACCCUCACCUCUGGGAACUUCUAACGAGGUGCCGAGGUUUGUUGAUCAAAGGUAAUGCUUUACCAAGUACCCUGACAAGAGAAAUGACCAAAGGUGAAUUCAAAUUUGCUCUUCAAGUGGAGAUGGUGUUAAAUCGAAUUCCUCAACCUGAAUAUCGCCAGCUGAUGGUGGAAGCCAUGAUGGUGCUAACAAUGCUUGUGGAGUAUGAUAAUAAACGGGUUAACCUAAGUUCUCUGGAAAUAGAAGUGGAUAAAAUAGUACAUGAGGCUAACAAUCUUUUUAUCAAAGAUCUGAAAAUGACACCAGAAGUAAUUGACAAAGCAAUGGGCGCUGCCAAUAUAUCUUUAUAUUUUUAUGACAGUGCUCCAAGUGGACGGUUUGGUUCAAUGGCAUAUAUGUGUCGCGCAUUGGUGAAUAUCAUUAAUCUGCCAGUUGGCACAGACAAUGCAGUAGAGUGUACAAUCUCAUAAAAAAAAUGAGAAAAAAUACUCCAUUUGUGAUUUAUUUUAAUGAGGUCUUUUUUUUUUCUCUUUUUUUUUCCUUGUGUGUUAAUUUUCCCCCCAAAUUUGUGGCCCAUGGUAUCAGAAUGUUUCCAUUGGUUAUACCCCUUUGAUGUUGAUCAAAACUUUUCCAGUUUGUGUAUGAGCAUUCAUUGUAAGUGUGUGCUGAUUGAAGACAAAUAAUUUGCAGAUUUUUUAUCCCCUAAAGCAAAUGCUUUUGUAAUUGCAACGAAACGCUUUUUGCACAUCACCAUGUUUGCACUGGUAGUAAAACCUGAGACUCCUAUGAAUUUCAGUUUUUGAUAUAAAACUUCAUGAUCAUUUCACUCAUUAAUUGUGAAGGCACUUUUUUGAGUCAUUCAUUCCUUAGCCCAUUAACUGAACCUUAUUUUUGAGAUGUUUGUAUUUAUUUAUAUCACUGUUGUUGUUGUUUUUGUUUUGUUUUUUUACCAACUUGUUGAACUCAAGAACCUUUUUUUUUUUAAGUCUAAAAUCCUUGUUCUGCCAGACACAUUGAACUUUCGUGUUUAUUCUAGAUUAACAGUGCUCAUGUGAAAAAUUUUAAAAAUUACAAGUGACAUAUGGCAAAAUUAUAGUGAUAGCAACCCAUAUCAGCUUGUUUUAAUUACAGUUUUUACAUAAAUAUCAUAUAAAAAUUCCUUCCAAAUGUUUUUCAUUUUCAGGAUUUAAGGUCUACUUUUUUUAUCUUCUUUUUUGAAGGAAUAACUUAUUUAUAAGAUAAAGAUGCAGAGAACGUUAAAUUUUUUAAAAUCCAAAGUUAACACACUUUAAGCUUUUAUAAUACAAUUUUAUUAUUUAGAUGUAAGUGUAGCUUACAGUAAUAACAUUAGGAUAAUAUGUAAUUAAAAUAUAAAAAUGUUUUGUGUCUAUUAUAAUCAUUUGAAAAAUGUAAAUCCGAAUAUAAAAUCGUAUAAUUUUCUAUAAAAUUUUGCCAAUUAGUUAAAUAAAUUCAUAUUCAUUAAUAUGAAUAACAAUAGUACCAGAUUAGAUUUCCAUUUUCAAAAUCUGUAUUUAACGUAUAUUUUUGUCUAAGAUAUAUUUUAUUAAGAUCAGAUUAAAAGAUUAACAUAUUCUUCAAUCCUAUUCAAUUAAAAGUAUUAGAAAGUACCUUUAAAUAAUGCUUUCACCAAUCUGUGAGUCUAUGUCACCAAUCCCCAAGUGCAAAUAGUCCUUUCAUUUCAUGUGUCAUCCUGAAUGCCAUUGCUUCCAAUAUUUAUAAUACAAUAGACAAACGACAAAGAACUACAAGAUGUAAUUGUUUGCAACUGAGAAUUUUAUUUUUAACUUCUGGUGGAAAUUUCAGGUUAAAUGUUCAACUUUUUCCAAUGCCGUGAACGCUCUGUGAUGAUUUGUUUGUAAAGAAUACACUUUUUUAUAUAAGUGGUCACACACACAAAAAAUAAAUAUAUCAGCGUUAAAAGUCAAACAUUUAGCUAAAUUUAAGUGACAGGCCUUGUGUAUUUUAAUAAGUUAUUAUACUUAAGGUUUUAUUUCAACUUUUGUAAAUAUUGUAUUGAAAAAUUAUUUUCAAUAACAACAAGAGAAAAUGUCUAUUUUUUUUCAAAUGGAGUUGCAUCAAAUGUAUAAAAUAUAAAAUAAUUUCAACCUGACAUCAGAUGUCCUGUCAGUAUGUUUGAGCAGAUGAAUGUUAUUGUUGGAUUUUUUUAUAUAAUUAAAAUGAACAUGAAAAAGUUUUGUCUGAAUGAUGUAUAUAAAUUUGCAACAAUUAGUUGCAGUGUGUCAGCUAAUGAUUAAUGUUGAUGUGAUUUGCACAUGACUUGGUCAUGAAAGCCAUGUAUACAGGGCCAGAUUUUAAAAUGUGGAGGCCCCGGGGCAGGAUUUAUGUGGAGGCCCCUACAAGUUUUUUAAAGCUUUAAUAAAGAUCCACUUGUGAGUGAUUAUAUUUAAAAGCAUGCUAUAUUUUAGAAGAAAGAAAUUGAGUUCCUAUAAAUUUAAUCUCACUUUCCUUUUAAAAAAAUAUUUAAAAAGCAUAUAUUAGUUUUAAAAAGUUAUAUUUUUUAGUUUCUGGGAUAAGGCCCUUGGUAGACGCACUGUCGUAAAUCUUGUACUGUAUUUAAUUAUUCCAAGCAUGCUGCAAUCAUAAUCAUAUACACUUUUAAUCAAGACAUUUUUACUAGCUGUAAAAAUGAGGAAAAAAAUGUUCGGGAAAAAAAAAAGUUUCUGACCGUCAAAAUUCAGAUAUAUUUCUCUUUUGUGGUGUAACCAUGCCUGCCCUCCCUUAAAUCCGGCCCUGCAUGUAUACAUAUUGAGGGCUAAAUCCUUAGGAUCAAAAGACUUGAAAUUUUGUUUUCUUUAAACUUUUAUAUUUAACAAUAUUUGAGGAUUUUUUUUUGAAAUGCUAUUUCUGAGAUGUGAAUACUUCAUUUCUAUCAUAGCCAUUUCUGUUUGACAAAAUUACAAUUUGUGUUGUAGGAGACUUAUUUCUGUUCCCAAAUAAAGAUCUUUUUUUAUUUGAA
Biomphalaria glabrata is the source of this 6888-nucleotide messenger RNA. Its product is annotated as probable phosphorylase b kinase regulatory subunit alpha. The record is from RefSeq and is a predicted model, not a curated record. Gene Ontology annotation, cellular component: phosphorylase kinase complex. The coding region runs from base 419 to 4360 and encodes 1313 amino acids. Gene Ontology annotation, biological process: glycogen metabolic process. Lineage: Eukaryota; Metazoa; Mollusca; Gastropoda; Planorbidae. Gene Ontology annotation, molecular function: calmodulin binding. The transcript has 36 exons.